Molecule: messenger RNA, 1425 nt
Organism: Giardia duodenalis
Lineage: Eukaryota; Fornicata; Diplomonadida; Hexamitidae
Product: Fe-hydrogenase-1
Exons: 1
Coding region: 1-1425 (474 amino acids)
Molecular function (GO): iron ion binding; 4 iron, 4 sulfur cluster binding; ferredoxin hydrogenase activity
Source: RefSeq, a predicted model, not a curated record
AUGCCCCCUAAGCCUCAGCAUGACGUCACCGGCGUAGACUCCAAUAACGCCAUUAUGAUAGACUACGCCAAGUGUAUCGGGUGCAACAUGUGCAUCAAGGCCUGUGAUGUUCAAGGGAUAGGCGUCUAUAAGCAGAACGAGAAGCCGAAGUACCCUCCGAUAGUCAAGCUCUCUACCCUCUUCAACAGCGACUGCAUUGGCUGUGGGCAGUGUGCAACCAUAUGCCCUGUUGACGCAAUUGCUCCCAAGAACAACCUGGAGAUCUAUAAGGGCGAGUCUGCGUCGAAAAAGGUCAGGGUGGCUCUCAUUGCCCCUUCGACGCGCGUUGCGUUUGGAGACGUCUUUGGCCUGCCAAUAGGUACAAACACAAUAUACUCGCUGAUACGCAUGCUCAAGCAGUACUUAGGCUUCGACUACGUUUUUGACGUGAAUUUCGGGGCUGAUGAAACAACGGUCAUUGACACCCAGGAGCUUCUUCACUUCAAACAUGAGGGGCGUGGACCCGUGUUCACGAGCUGCUGCCCGGCAUGGGUCAAUCUUUGCGAGAUGAAAUAUCCAGAGCUGCUUCCGCAGGUGUCGACUGCGAAGAGCUGCGUUGCAAUGGUUGCCACGUUGGUCAAGAGACGCUGGGUCCAGGAGCAUCUCAUUCCCAAGGGUAUCGUUGAUAGUGUUGACGACGUCUAUGUCGCCGACAUCAUGCCUUGCACUGCAAAGAAGGAUGAAUCAAUGCGCCCCCAGCUCAAUCGAGACGUUGACAUAUGUUUGACGGUGCGCGAAGUGGCGGAACAUCUGUAUUUCCUUCAUGGUGCUCGUCUCACUCUAGAGGAGGUCGAAGCAGAUGCACUCGUCCUAAGACCUGGCCGCUCCACUCAGAAGAAGUGGGACUUUGAUGCGCCGUUCAAUACCGUCAGUGGCGGGUCGCAUAUAUUUGGAAAGACCGGCGGUGUUGCCGAGACUUGCCUGCGCUUUAUAUCUUAUAUGAAGAAGUCUCCAAUAGAAAACGUCAAGGAAGAGCUACUAAAGGAGUUCAAGACUCCGGGCCAAUUGGUGCAAACAGUGAAACUGGUAAGCUGCGAAAUAGCUGGAGAAACAUACCGUGCACUUAUCGCUCAUGGCGGAUCUGCUAUCAACGCAGCAGCAAGGAUGGUGCUCAACAAGGAGGUCGAAUGCGACGUUGUCGAGCAGAUGGCCUGCCCUGGCGGGUGCCAGAAUGGUGGAGGGAUGCCAAAGAUUAAAGGAAAGAAAGAAGCGGUCUUGACGCGUGCGUCUACGCUUGAUAUACUUGAUGGUAAGGAGCGCUUUGCAUCAGCAGGAGAAAAUAAGACCCUCUGGGGCUUUAACGGAUGUCUUACAGAGCAUGAGGCUCACGAACUUCUUCAUACGCACUACCAGCACCGCCCUGUAGAAUCGUUACUUCCUCAGUGA